Parnassius mnemosyne (clouded apollo) is the source of this 1266-nucleotide messenger RNA. The record is from the annotation of a GenBank genome assembly. NCBI's taxonomy places the organism in Eukaryota, Metazoa, Arthropoda, Insecta, Lepidoptera, Papilionidae.
AUGUUCAACACGGUUUUCGAAGAAUAUUGUGAUUUCAACGACAGCAUAUGCAGUAACGAUUCCGGCUUCGACAGGUCUUACACGGGCUCUCUUGCGACCCCUACUUCUGCGAGCAGCACUCCAUUGAAGCAUGACACUUCAGACCUUGGCGUAUCUCUAACUCCGACAAAAGAUAUAAAUGUAAGAAGGAGACUAUUUCAUGAUGAAUAUGAUUAUAGCUUUCAAGAACCAAUUGAGGAAAUAAAAAAAUUCGAUGAGAGUAUUCAAGUAGGUGACAACACGUCAACGCCUGUUAAAUCUAAAGAAAAGAAACCUAAAGAUCCGAACAAGCCCAAAAGAAAAUAUGCCAAUGGUAAGAAUAGAGUCACGAGAUGCAAAAGUCCGACGCAAAUAAUGCGAAUCAAAAGAAAUAGAAGAAUGAAAGCAAAUGACAGGGAACGAAAUAGAAUGCACAUGUUAAACGAGGCUUUAGAUAGACUGAGAUGUGUUUUACCGACUUUUCCCGAAGAUACAAAGUUGACUAAGAUAGAGACAUUAAGAUUUGCUCACAAUUAUAUAUUUGCUCUUAGUCAGACGUUAGAAUCAUUAGAUAAUAUUAACUCUGGACAAAUACCUUCAGAAGGCUUUUCUCUAAACUAUGAAAAAAUACAAAAUUAUUCAAUUGCUGGAGAGAAAAUUAAUAAAGAUGCAUUUAGAGAGAUAUUUUUAUUACCUAAUAAGACUGAAGAAUACAACCCUGAUGGCAGCUACAGGAGUUUUCAGGGGUUCAGUAAACCUUUCCCGAAUGGGUCAAAUUUCUUACAAACUUCUGAAGGCGUAUUGAUUAAUGUUGGAAAUGUUACUGUAUCCGUUAAUAAUAAAGGUGGUAAUUGCAUUACAUCAACUACAGGAAGUGGGUUCUUCACGAACCCGUCUAGUUUUGGUGAUGAUAUGUUCCAACAAAACUAUUAUAAUCAGAAACCUUACGGACCGUGUAGCAACUACAAUGACUCCAUCUACGAUUCAAGUGUACGGAACGAGCCGGAAGAGUAUUUUAAUGAGAAGAACUAUGAAAUUUUCAAGAAUGCUUUUGAAACUGCAAAGAACAAAAAACCUCAAAAGACUGAAGAACAUUCCGCACAAUACGGCAACUAUACCAAUUUCUAUGGAUAUAGUGACAAGUAUUGCUACGGCAAUGAAAGCAAUUAUACACAAAAUCAUUAUUAUAUCAACGAACAGAGAUAUCGAAAUUUUUAUAGAAACAAUGUUGUGAAUACUCAAAUUUGA